Messenger RNA from Prunus armeniaca (apricot), 657 nucleotides. NCBI's taxonomy places the organism in Eukaryota, Viridiplantae, Streptophyta, Magnoliopsida, Rosales, Rosaceae. The record is from the annotation of a GenBank genome assembly.
AUGUCUCAUCCAACGGAUUCCCCGUCUUGGAAACUUGUUGAUGAUAAAUGGCCCGAGUUCGGUAAAGAGCCGAGAAACUUAAGAUUGGCUCUCUCAUCUGAUGGAUUCAAUCCCCACAGUUCUUUAAGUAGCAAAUACAGUUGUUGGCCAGUUAUCUCAGUUACAUAUAAUCUCCCACCAUGGCUAUGUAUGAAACGGAAGUUCAUGAUGUUGACCUUAUUGAUUUCUGAUCCUAAACAGCCCAGAAAUGAUAUAGACGUCUACUUAGAGCCUUUGAUUGAUGAUUUAAAAUCUCUGUGGGAUGAGAUUAGAGGAGUGUAUGAUGCACACAUAGGAGAAUACUUCACACUCAAAGCUUGUCGAAUAUGCAGCGAUGAUACACCUAGUCACAGGUUGAAAAAUGGCCACAAAAUUUGUUACAUUGGGCAUAGAAAAUGGUUACCAACAUAUCAUCCAUAUCGGAGGCAGCGUGCAGCUUUGAAUAAGAAACCUGAAUAUGGCACACCUCCCGAGUCAUUAACCAGAGAAGAAGUGUUGCAGAUGGUUGAAGUUAUUAAUUACAUAUGGGGCUGGAAAAUGGGGGGAAGUGUUGGUGAGAAUGAUGGUGACAGAGUUUGUUGGAAGAAGAAAUCAAAAUUCUUUGAUCUCGAGUAUUAG